Messenger RNA from Carassius carassius (crucian carp), 1828 nucleotides. RefSeq names its product protein FAM124B-like. Bases 584 to 1816 code for a protein of 410 amino acids. NCBI's taxonomy places the organism in Eukaryota, Metazoa, Chordata, Actinopteri, Cypriniformes, Cyprinidae. The record is from RefSeq and is a predicted model, not a curated record. Gene Ontology annotation, cellular component: nucleoplasm. The transcript has 4 exons.
ACACAUUCCUCAGUUUUCAUACAUUUCAAAUCUCCAUUGUUCAGGACUGCACACUUGAGAAGAUGCUUGUUUAAAGUGUGUGUCCCACACUGGUCCGGUGACAGCCAUCUGCUGGGGUCCAGGCCCCUUCUCAGAGAGAGCAGAAAAGCCCUUCCCCCAGCUGUUCUCUGAAAGCUCUUCCCAUUGAUAUUUCACAUUUCAGUUAUCAGAGUGCCUCUGAUCGUCAUCAUGAAUUAUACAGGCUGAAGUGACGUCACCGUGAACUCGACUCCUGCGGACACAAACGGGUUUCACAAGGCGAGCCAAAGCAGAGAUCUCAAGCGUGUUUGAGGCGGUUUUCGCACGCAGUUAACAGCAGAUAUGCUCCGAGAACUGCGUCGCUUCACGAGCAGCAGGACUGAGGAUGAGAAAACUAAACAUCAGCUCACUUUUGUUUGCGUCUCUAAGCGAGGAGCGACACAGUAACGGACAGAGCCGAGCGCUGUAUGACGUAAGCAACAAACGAUACACUGUAACAUUACAAACAGCUUUUGAUCUUCAAAUACGCGCCGAUGAAUGUGGAUGAAGAUCUGGCUGCAGUAAAAUGUCCUGCAGCAGCACGGACCUCUCAUGCGUCCCGGGUCAGGAGCCUCUGCUGACGGUGCACCUGCUGACCGACCCUGGCGCAUCUCUGCUCCUCCAGCACACGCUGGACCGCCUUCUCAAGAGGGUCCGCCCCGGCCUGCGCCUCUUCCACGUGUCCGAGCGGGCCUGUCCUGUACACGCCCAGCGGCCCGCGGCCGGACACCCCUCACACGCCGUCACCAUAUUCCUACACGAGUGCUACGGAGAGGAGCGUAUUCUCAGAGUGCUGGACUUCCUGCAGCGUCCGCCGUGGCAGUAUCACCAUACGGAGAGCUGCAGUGCUGGAGAGCCCAGUGGUCACCCUAGUGUCCUGUCCAGCUCCCUACUGAGGCCUUAUCUCCUGCCCAGCCGGGACUUCUACAGCCUGGGUGUGGGGAUGCCGGUGUGGGGCGUCCGGCCAGUGCACUACGGAGGGGAGGUGGUGCGGGUGACUUUACACAGCUCCUAUGAUAACUUCGAGGACACGGUGCGUUUAUAUGAGACGGUGCUGCAGAGGAGGGUGGAGGAGCAGAAGACGGGCUUCUGCUGGUUCACGCUGCUCACAGAAGCAGGGUUCAGUCUGCAGCUGGCCAUCAAGCAGCUCGCGCCUGGGGUGCGGCCGGAGCCCUGUUACUCCACCGUGCUGCAGUUCAGGGUGGGAGAGAUCGGACAGCUCGUGCCCUUACUGCCCAACACCUGCUCGCCCAUCAGCGCCAGCCGAUGGCACACCGAAGACCUGGACGGCAACAAGAUCCUCUUCCAGGUUAAAGCUCCAGCACAAGCCCAAGGUCUUCUGAGGUCUGCGUUUCCUCUGAGCUGUCCCAGGAUGCUGCUGAGGAGCUGUGGAGCUGCCAGACCCCCUUCCACCGCUCCCUGCAGGAGGACGUCCCAUCUGAAGGAGCAGGCCGAGGACCGCUGUCCCCGCGGCAGAGAGAGCGCCGGCUCAGACAGCACCCGCAGCUCUCCUCCGGGCUCCUCCUGUUACUCGUCCCUGCGCAGCAGCCCCGCAGGCCUGUCAGUUAACUGGUACGAGCCAGCAAUAACCUCCGAAAGCUCCCUAUCACGCCUCCGGCUGGAAGAGGAGGAGCCGGAGACGGAUGUGGACACGGGCUGUGCUGUAGGAGCGUCUGCUCUGCUGAGACACAGCCUGGAUGAGCCUGACGAGAGCGUGAACAGUGUCCUAGCAGAGACACAAGACGAGUUCUUCAUCUGACUCUUCAUUCGG